CCGCCCCUGACACAGUCCUCCUCCUCCUCCCCCACCUGCCUCGGGCAUAAAAAGGCACCAGGUGAGGGCCUCGCCACUCCUCCUGCCUUUGGAAGCUCUCAGGCCAGUGUCGCUCCCGUAUUCCGUCUAGCCAUGACUUCCUACAGCUAUCGCCAGUCCUCCGCCACCUCGACCUUCGGGGGCUUGGGCGGCGGCUCCGUGCGCUUUGGGUCUGGGGGCGCCUUCCGCCCACCCAGCAUCCACGGGGGCUCAGGCGGCCGCGGUGUGUCUGUGUCCUCUGCCCGUUUCGUGUCCUCGUCCUGUGGGGGCUAUGGUGGGGGCUAUGGUGGCGGCUAUGAUGGGUCCGAUGGGCUACUGACGGUCAAUGAGAAGCUCACGAUGCAGAACCUCAACGACCGCCUGGCCUCCUACCUGGACAAGGUGCGCGCCCUGGAGCAGGCUAACGGCGAGUUGGAGGUGAAGAUCCGAGACUGGUACCAGAAGCAGGGGCCCGGGCCCUCCCGUGACUACAGCCACUACUUCAAGACCAUCGAAGAUCUGCGGGAGAAGAUUCUUGGUGCCACCAUUGAGAAUUCCAGAAUUGUCCUGCAGAUCGACAAUGCCCGUCUGGCUGCAGAUGACUUCCGAACCAAGUUUGAGACGGAGCAGGCCCUGCGCAUGAGUGUGGAGGCCGACAUCAACGGCCUGCGCAGGGUGCUGGACGAGCUGACCCUCGCCAGAGCUGACCUGGAGAUGCAGAUC
This is a messenger RNA of Castor canadensis (American beaver), 741 nucleotides long. Lineage: Eukaryota; Metazoa; Chordata; Mammalia; Rodentia; Castoridae. The record is from RefSeq and is a predicted model, not a curated record.